Polychytrium aggregatum is the source of this 1543-nucleotide messenger RNA. RefSeq names its product biotin synthase. Gene Ontology annotation, cellular component: mitochondrion. NCBI's taxonomy places the organism in Eukaryota, Fungi, Chytridiomycota, Chytridiomycetes, Polychytriales. The record is from RefSeq and is a predicted model, not a curated record. The transcript has 8 exons. Bases 200 to 1363 code for a protein of 387 amino acids. Gene Ontology annotation, biological process: biotin biosynthetic process. Gene Ontology annotation, molecular function: biotin synthase activity; 2 iron, 2 sulfur cluster binding.
GUUGCCUCGCGGGUCGCUCCUUCCGCGCAUAUAUCUGCCGCCCAAUCUGCCCACCCGCCCGUGGUGUUCCUGUUCGACCAUCGCCCUGAGACUCCCCCCGAGGCUUUCCGAUCUGCCUCUUCCCAUUAUCCGCGCUCCACUCAUCCCAUCCCAUCCCUUCCCGAUCCCAUCCCAUCUUGAUCCAAACCUCGCCUCAGCCAUGUCUCGCUUCGCCGUUAUCAAGACCCGUCCUUCGUGGCUUCUUGCCCGGACCUUCUCGACCACCCUGAGCACCCGGCUCGCGACCAUUGGCCAGACUGCGGCAACCCCAGACAACGGCGCCGCCCACUACGCUGAAUCCCCGCUCCGAAACGACUGGACCAAGACCGAGAUUAAGCAGAUCUACGACUCGCCGAUCAUGGAUCUGCUGUACCAUGGCCAAAACGUGCACCGAAAACACCAUGGUGCUCGCGAGGUCCAGCAGUGCACGCUCUUGAGCAUCAAGACCGGCGGCUGCUCCGAGGAUUGCUCGUACUGCCCCCAGUCGUCCAAGCACGACACAGCGGUCAAGGCCAGCAAGCUCAUGACCGAGGACAGUGUUCUGCAGGCUGCCCGCAGAGCCAAGGAGGCCGGCAGCAGCCGUUUCUGCAUGGGUGCCGCCUGGAGAGAUCUCAAUGGCCGCAAGACCAACUUCAACACCAUCCUGAACUACGUCACCGAGAUCCGUGGCAUGGGCAUGGAAGUGUGCUGCACGCUUGGCAUGCUCAACGAGGAGCAGGCAAAGGCCCUCAAGAACGCCGGCCUCACCGCCUACAACCACAACCUCGACACCAGCCGCGAAUAUUAUCCCAAGAUCAUCACCACCCGCACCUACGACGAGCGCCUGGACACCAUCGCCAACGUCCGGGAUGCCGGCAUCUCUGUCUGCUCCGGUGGCAUCAUUGGUCUGGGCGAGACCCCCGAGGACCGCGUCGGUAUGCUCUGGCAGCUGGCGACCAUGCCCGAGCACCCCGAGAGUGUGCCAGUGAACGCCCUGCUUGCUGUCGAGGGCACUCCUCUGGAGAAGCAGGAGCCCGUCAGCAUCUGGGAGAUGAUCCGCAUGAUCGCGACCGCACGCAUCAUCAUGCCUAAGGCCAUGGUUCGGCUAUCCGCUGGUCGCGUUCGCUUCAGCCACGCCGAGCAGGCUCUCUGCUUCAUGGCUGGUGCCAACUCCAUUUUCACCGGAGACAAGCUGCUGACGACUCCCAACAACACCUUCACGGAUGACGAGCUCAUGUUCCAGACCUUGGGCCUGAUUCCCAAGAAAGUCAACCUCCAGCAAGGCUCUGAUAAGGCCGAGAAGCCGGUGUAUGCCUCCAAAUGCUCCUCGGGCUGCUCGCACUGAGCGUCCAUCGCGACAAUCGAUCCAAAUGCCUGUCCAGACUGCAGUAGGCAGCAGUCGGCUGUGAUCCCCUUUACUCAGGGGGGGGGAAUGAGACACUGGCCCACAUGAUCCUAACUCAGGCUCAGAGAGGAAUGCUCCUGCUGGCCUCUGCCAAACACAAUACACCCACGAUCUUCUGGA